This is a messenger RNA of Lepus europaeus (European hare), 2831 nucleotides long. RefSeq names its product HEAT repeat containing 3 (gene HEATR3). The record is from RefSeq and is a predicted model, not a curated record. Gene Ontology annotation, biological process: protein import into nucleus; ribosomal large subunit biogenesis. The transcript is spliced from 15 exons. NCBI's taxonomy places the organism in Eukaryota, Metazoa, Chordata, Mammalia, Lagomorpha, Leporidae. The coding region runs from base 145 to 2187 and encodes 680 amino acids.
AUGUGUGUUCGGGCCGUCAGGCGGCCCAGCUGAGUGGGGACGCUCAGCACCCCCCGGGGCGGUACGACGGUACCGCCGGUCCCGCAGUCUCCGCCGCCUGCUGCUGCCCUCCUGUCUGUGGCUGUCCCCGCAGCGCACGUCGCCAUGGGCAAGAGCCGGACCAAGCGCUUCAAGCGACCUCAGUUCUCCCCCACCGGCGACUGUCAGGCCGAGGCGGCGGCGGCGAACGGAACUGCAGACGAGGAGGACGACGGGCCGGCGGCGGAGCUGCUGGAAAAACUCCAGCACCCGAGCGCCGAGGUCCGCGAGUGCGCGUGCGCGGGCCUGGCCCGGCUGGUGCAGCAGCGGCCCGCGCUCCCGGGCCUGGCGCGCCGGGAUGCGGUGCGUCGGCUCGGGCCGCUGCUGCUGGACCGCAGCCUGGCGGUCAGGGAGACGGCGGCCGGCGCGCUGAGAAAUCUGAGUGCCUGUGGAGGUUUUGAAGUUUGUGACGACAUGGUGACGAAGGAUAUCAUGACUCCGCUGGUUGCACUUCUGAAAGAGUGUAGUGCUGGACUGGAUUCAAAUGAGAUGUCGCCAGAGGAGAAAAAAGAUCAGAGCAGAAAUUCUGUUGAGAACAUAGCCAAUGAGGCGGUGAACGUGCUGUGGAAUAUAUGUGAAUGCAGUAGUAGAGCAGUAUCUAUAUUCAACAAAGAAGGGUGUUUGGAGAUUGUAUUAAAGUAUUUAAGUAGGUUUCCCACCAAUGUUGACCUGGCUAUCUCAGUAGCAUAUUGUUUGCAGACAGUGACCGAAGAUAAUCCCGAGCUAUUGCAGUCUUUCAAUGCCACGGCCUUGCACGUUCUGGAAUCUGUAAUGAUUGCCCCCGUCAGUUCCAUGGAGUACCUUCUGUUAAAGACGCUGGUGGCAGGCACAGUUUGGAACCUAAAGGAUAUCAUUCCAUCCAAGAGUCAGGCAGAAAUCAUAAAUGCCAUCCUAAAAAUCUUAUCCGAAGUUUUGGAAAUGGAUUCUGGUGAAACGGUUGUUCAGAUGAAGGAGGCUGAAAUCCAGAGGUUAAAAACAGCUGCGGAGACCGAGGAGCUACUAGAGAAUGCGAAUGGUGGUGAUUUCAUUGAAGACGAUGAAAUGGAAGAAAUUCCCCAUAAAAGAAAAGUCAGAAGGAAAACUUUCGUUUCAGAUUUACUUCCACCCACUGACAAGGAGCUGAGAGAGACCAUAGCAUUGCUGACAGCUCAGCAGACUGCCCUGGAAAUUAUUGUCAACAUGUGCUGCACUGAAGAUCCCUCUGAUGACGAAUGGGAAGAAGAGCUCUCUAGCAGUGACGAAAGUGAUGCCUUCAUGGAAAGUUCCUUCAGUGAGUGUGAUGGGCAGCUGCUGUCUCCACUCUGCCUCUCCCAUGAAGUUCACACCGCGCUCACCAACUACCUCAUCCCCAAGAAGGUUUUUGAGAAAACUGCCUUUCCCAACAGCGUUGCAGUCGACAUAUGUUCCAGGAGCCCCUCGUGGAAACCUUUGAUCAGAAAAAUGAACACUGUGCAGUGGAGAGCCCUUGUGUGUCUCCAGAGUCUCCUGUCGCUCCUGGACGUGGACCACCUGGGAGGACCCCCAGCCCUUCAGACGCUGGCACAGCAUCUGUCACAGCUGAUUUUUGCUCAGCCAGAUUUUGCCAAGCAUGCUGACUUCCUAGAAGCCGUAAGUAGUGCCUUGAGGGCACUUUUACAAACGAUGGCCUCCAAGAACAUUUCUCAGUGCAUGACUCCUGAGCAGCUGAUGACACUGUGCAGAGCAGGCGUGCACAGCAGUAACACGGGGGUUAGAGUGAACGUUGUGAGCAUCUUGGGAAUCACUGGCAGCGUCCUAGCCAAAGAAGAUGGUACACUCGAAACUCUAAAGACCAUUGGGUGCUUUCUGCUGGAGGUUGCCACCAAAGACCCUUCCCUUGUAGUGGCGGGAGAAGCCUUGGAUGCUCUCUUUGAUGUUUUUGCAGACGGUCAAGAAGCUGAAAGAGCCGCAGUUCAAAUCAAAUUAUUAUCUGCUCUGAAAGAAUUCCAGCCAAUCUUCAAAACAAAGAUCCGAAAAGAAGGACGCAGCAAGUACAGUCCCGAGCAGCUGUGUGUUCUGGACAACGUGAAGAUGAAUCUGAGGAGGUUUGUUGCUUACCAGGAAACUGUUGAGAAAAGACUGACCUCUUGAACAGUCGAGAGAGACCAGUUCUUCCUGAAAACGCUGGGUGCCAAGAAUACUGAAGGGUUUCCAUCUAGUGCCACGUUUCUGAAAGCCAUUUUUCGUGCCUAUAUUCUGCACAUUAAUUUUGAAGUUCAUAAAAACUUCAGAACCUGUGAACAACACUUGUGUACUCCUUAGGGUCUGUGUGCUGUUUCUAGUGCUGUCCCAGCUCUGGCUCCAGCGUCCCACUCCUGGGGACAAAGAACUCAUGUGCAGUGUGGAGGACUCAUGGUUCUUAGCUAACUCGUGGUCCAUGAAGAAACUCGAGCAAUCAUGUUUUCCUUGAAUUUUGCACGGAAAAGAAAAUCCAGAUCAUGACUUGAACCAGUAUCAUUUUAUGUUAGCUGGAUCUUUGAAUUACAAAGAGAAACUUUAUAAAGUAAUUUCUUGGGUAUGGAGUACUGUAUACCAAUUACAUUUAUUUGUGGAGAAGUGAAUGAGUUGGAUUUCUAUAUCACUACUUAGUAGAUUAUACUAAUGAGCUGAAGAGGUAAUCGCCAUCUGUACCGUGGAUCUGAGCAGUUACUGCCUCAUAACAUCACUCCUUGAUUUAACUUGGUAUGGAAUCAGACCUGGAAGUAUUUUUAAAUAAAUAACUUUUUAACUUUAAA